Messenger RNA from Cladocopium goreaui, 2295 nucleotides. The record is from the annotation of a GenBank genome assembly. NCBI's taxonomy places the organism in Eukaryota, Dinophyceae, Suessiales, Symbiodiniaceae.
AUGACAUUUGAUUCUGGACAGUGGCACCUGGACCCCAUGCAGCUUCUGGGGCUGGUGAAGAGCGCCAACCUGGAGCAUGGGGAUGCCAUGGACUGCGCCAGCCACAUUCUGAAGCACGGCGGGGAGGACGGCAUCCUGUCCUUCGUGCGGAAGCUGCUGGAUGGCUUGCUGGCAGAGGAGCCGGCGAAAUAUCUGGUGGAGCUGAAGGACGCUGGGAUGCCCCAGCCGCUGAGAGCUUCCGUUCAGCAGGUCGAUUCUGUGCUCGUGAAGGGCUCCGUUUCAGCAGGAGAUUCAAAAACCUUGCCAUUCGCAUCGCUGACGCAGCCAUCCGUGGUGGUAAACCUUGCUUUUGAGGCCGACGAAAACACCACGUUUGUCGUCAAUGUUGGUGACUUUCUGCAGGUCACUGGUGAGUGCUCGCGCCGUGAGCGGCACACAGAGUGGGAUGAUCUUUUCGAUGAUUCCCCCAAGAGGGGUCCAUUCCUCGAAAUUGCAGAUCUCCGGAGUGGAAUGGAGCCAAAGGUACAGAGUGAGUGCCGUGCACUGUGGGAUGGGCCGUCGUCCCCUUGUGAUUUGAAAAUCCACGUGGAUUCUAUGGCGGGGCACGUGUCCACGCAAGUGCUGGCCUCCAGCAAAAUCCUUCUCAGCGACAGGCGUGAGCAUCAUGAUGGGGUAGCAGCCAUCAACUUGUUGAAGCUGCACUGUACUGAAGGUUCUUUGCGGCACGUUUCCUGGAGUUUCUCUGUUUCGGGCGUGCCUCACACUGGGAAGUCUUCUCCUGGUCCCAGCGCUUUGUUGCCAGUGCAUCCCAACUUCAUGCAAGGGCGGUGUGACGAAGAUGUUCCGAAGGUCAUAGACAUGUUCACACCAACACUGGUACAAAGGGAUUACGCUUCCGGCCUCAUUGAAAAAUUCAGGCAGGAAUGGCUCGGUAACAUCCAGCCUAGUGGUGGCCUCAAAGUUGUGGAUGUUGUGCUUGUUGGGUCUGCUGCUGUGGGGACGGCGCUGAAAAAGAAUUCCGAUCUUGACGUGUGCGUUAUCUUCAACAGCGGAACACAUGCAGAAAGGCUCUCUGCUUUGAGUGCGUUGGCUGCAAGCUUUGUGAAGAGCCAUCCUGACUUCAUGGUUGGGGAGGCCGAGAAAGUGGUGACAGCACGUCUGGACACCCGAGGGGUGUUCCGCCUGCCACGAGAGGCCUUUGCUGCAGCGCUAGGUGGUACCGAAGCCUAUCAGAUUGUCACCAUCCAGGACAAGUACAACUGCUCCAUAGACUUACUCCCGUGCAUUCCCGUGAAUUGUGUGCCCAGGGAGUAUCAGCCUCAGAUGAAUCUGAGUGCCAAUCCUGCAAAGGUUGCUUUCUUCCAGUCCCUGCCUGAAGCAGCUUGCCAAGCAAUUGUGCUCCUGAAGCUGUGGUCAUGUGGCGCAUCUGCAAAUGAGCUGUGCCGAGUCUAUGAGAAUGCGGCUGAACGGCGUUGGCCGCUGACAGACUGCAAGCUGAAGAUUGCUGGAUACCCGUUGUCAGUGCUUGCGGCGGCUGUCUGGGCUGGAAACAGGGACGCUGGCCUUGAUCCCUCCCCUUCCCGCAUUUUGGUUGAUGUUCUGGCUAUACUUGCAUCUAGUGUGUCCAAACCACUGCUAGUGCUGCGGAAUGGUACAGCAACAUCUGCCGAUGGACCUGCUACCGCCACGGAGGUCUUCCACCAGCUGGGAGUGAGGAGAAAGACAGAGCUUGAACCAUGCAUCUUUGUCCAAGAUGCAUUUUAUGAUUGCUUGUUUUUCAAGGUAGGCCCCAUGCCUUUAGACAAGAUCCGAAGGCAAGCUGCUUCAACGUUCUUCCGAAUUUCGACCACCUGCGACCUUGGCAGAUCAUUUCGCUGGUCCAACAUUCUUGCAUCUGGAAGCUCUGAGCACGAAGAUGCUGCCAUGAUGCCGCAGAGGUACAGCCAGAUAUCUGGUAGAAUGAACCAAUUCGCUGGUUUAACCACCAAGAGUGUGUGCCCCCGACGGCAUCCCUUGACACAAAUUCAUUUGGCAAGGCCAUCUCGGUGCCAUGAGUGUGAGACAGUCGUUUUCGGCGAGGAAGGCGUCAUGUACGGAUGCCCAAGUUGUCCCGGGCCCUUCCAAGUUAGAUUGUGUUCGCGUUGCAAAGAAAGUGACUCGGAAUUGCUGCUGGAACCAUCUAUGGCUGACCUCUUGCGGAGCCAUGCUGGUAUUCUUGACUUCGCUGCAUCUAUGUUGGCUGAGUUGGCUUAGAGAAUACUGUAGGGAGCGGCAGUGCAUUGGAGAAAGUAGACU